UUUUCAGACGUUCGCUUCGGGUCGAUGUCAGAAUAAACGAAAAAGAAUAACCCGUUGCACCCAGCGAAUCGUCGAACAUUUUCAAUACUCACCCAUAUCAGUCACCCAAAACGGAUUUAUUAUUAUUAUUAGAGCAUAUCAUCCACAUUUAUUCUCAAACGCGUGAUGCGUAUAUCGAUAGGCCGGAUAGCAUGGCAAAUUCUGGCAGUUUUAAUCGCAGUUGCAUUCACUAUUGAACAUGAUUCCAUUUGCGAUGAAAGUAUAGGUGCCUGUGGGGAACCAAUACAUACCGUAAUACGUUUAGCAAAAAGAGAUGAUGAGCUUGCACGGCGAAUAGCUGCUGAUCAUGACAUGCAUGUAAAAGGUGAUCCGUUUUUGGAUACUCACUACUUCCUUUAUCACUCGGAAACAACAAGGACACGGCGACAUAAAAGAGCGAUUGUUGAACGAUUGGAUUCACAUCCAGCCGUCGAAUGGGUUGAAGAACAGCGACCGAAGAAGAGAGUCAAAAGAGAUUAUAUUCUCCUGGAUAAUGAUGUUCAUCAUUCUAACCCCUUCCGCCGUUCGGUUUUGAACCGUGAUGGUACUCGUAGAGCUCAACGACAGCAGCCACAGUCUCCACGAGAAAUUCCAUCACUUCCAUUUCCUGAUCCACUUUAUAAAGACCAGUGGUAUUUGCAUGGUGGAGCAGUUGGUGGAUAUGAUAUGAAUGUUCGUCAAGCGUGGCUUCAAGGAUAUGCAGGCAGAAAUGUUUCAGUUUCGAUUCUUGACGAUGGAAUUCAAAGAGAUCAUCCUGAUUUGGCAGCGAACUACGAUCCACUCGCGUCAACAGAUAUCAAUGAUCACGAUGAUGAUCCAACACCACAAAACAAUGGAGAUAACAAACAUGGUACAAGAUGUGCUGGAGAAGUAGCUGCACUCGCCGGAAACAAUCAAUGUGGUGUCGGUGUUGCCUUCAAAGCAAAAAUAGGAGGAGUUCGUAUGCUUGAUGGAGCUGUUUCGGAUUCUGUCGAAGCUGCGUCAUUGUCUUUGAAUCAAGAUCAUAUUGAUAUAUACUCAGCAUCAUGGGGACCUGAAGACGACGGAAAGACUUUUGAUGGUCCAGGUCCACUUGCCCGAGAAGCUUUUUAUCGUGGAAUCAAGAAUGGCAGAGGUGGAAAAGGAAACAUUUUUGUAUGGGCCAGUGGAAACGGUGGAUCAAGGCAAGACUCAUGUUCAGCUGAUGGUUACACAACUUCAGUCUACACGCUUUCCAUAUCUUCGGCUACUUAUGAUAAUCACAGACCAUGGUAUUUGGAAGAAUGCCCAUCAUCAAUUGCAACAACAUACAGUUCUGCGGAUUUCCGUCAACCAGCAAUUGUGACCGUUGAUGUUCCUGGAGGAUGUACUGAUAAGCAUACAGGAACUUCUGCGUCUGCUCCAUUGGCAGCUGGAAUUAUUGCUCUUGCUUUAGAGGCUAAUCCUGAAUUAACAUGGCGUGAUAUGCAACAUCUUGUUCUUCGAACCGCCAACUGGAAACCACUUGAGAAUAAUCCUGGAUGGUCAAGAAAUGGUGUUGGACGUAUGGUUAGCAAUAAAUUCGGUUAUGGUCUAAUCGAUGGUGGUGCACUUGUCAAUAUGGCAAAAACAUGGAAGACAGUCCCAGAGCAGCACAUUUGCACAUAUGAAUACAGACUUGCUAAUCCAAAUCCUCGGCCAAUUGUGGGUCGUUUCCAACUUAAUUUCACUUUAGAUGUGAAUGGAUGCGAGUCAGGAACCCCUGUUUUAUAUUUGGAACACGUUCAAGUGCAUGCUACUGUUCGAUAUCUGAAACGUGGCGAUCUGAAGCUUACGCUCUUCUCACCAUCCGGCACCCGAUCGGUUCUUCUUCCACCACGACCACAAGAUUUCAAUGCUAACGGAUUCCACAAGUGGCCUUUCCUUUCAGUCCAACAAUGGGGAGAAGAUCCACGUGGAACAUGGCUUCUCAUGGUGGAAUCAGUCACCACUAAUCCAGCUGCUACUGGUACGUUCCACGAUUGGACUCUUCUUCUUUAUGGAACUGCUGAUCCAGCUCAAUCAGGUGAUCCUGUCUACUCGGCUACUCCUGCAACAUCCCAAGGAGUUCUCUCACGCGUUCAUCAACUCACUUCUCAGGUACGCACAUUUUUCGGAGGAUUCGGAUAGAAUCAUAUUGUUCUUUGUGUGUGUGUUGUGUUGUCUCCUUUGUUUUUAUUUUCAUAUUUAGGGGCCCUUGAAUUCAAACUGAUUUACCCUUCCCCUCUUCUCACUUUCUAUCUAAUUUGGUUUCGGUGAUAGUUGUGUUUUAAUUUUGAAAAUUCCCAACCCACAGAGUGUGUGUGCUUGCGAGUGUGUGAGCCUGGUGUGAUAAUCAAUUUUCAAAUUGAAAAAUUGAAAAAAUCAACAAAAUGCCUAAUUUUCUCAUAAUUAUUCAUCGUCCUUACCUCUGCCACAAUUUUCAGUUUAUUCAUGUUUCUAUUCAUAAUUUCCUUGUGUAUGUAUCUGUAUGUCUCUAUGUAAAUGUGUCGCUGACUUUUUAAUGUUUCUUGUGAACUCGUCUUCGUCUAUGUUCUUGUUGUUAUUGUGAUGUGAAUCAACUUUUUAAUUAAAAAGAGAAUUGAUUAACAGUUAUAUUUAUUUCUUUAUUUCUUUAAUUUCUUUGUUCAACUAGACGUCCACAUUGUUUUCUGCAGUGAAGCGACAACUACUCCCACAUAGUUUUUUUAAAUCUAAUAAAAUUUCCAUUUUUUCAAAAUUCUUUUUCAACAAAUUUUUUGUUUCCCAAUUUAUUUCCCUUUGCACCUCUCUUACCCUGAUUGGUUAAGUUCUACGUGUUGAUUUGGAACAAGUUUGAAUAUUGUUCAAUCCAUGCAUUUUGUCAAAGAAUUUGCAUAAUUCGAACACUAUAUUCAGUUUGUCUCAGAUCUUUUUCAUAAAACACAUCUCUAACUUCACUCCCUCUGUUUUCACACCGAUCUAAUCAGAUUUUUGUUGAUAGAAUUUAGAAUACGGUAGAGUUGCGCAAUUCAAUUUAUUGUUUGCUAUUAGAUUCAAUUAUUUAGAGUUUCUAAAUUUUCCAUUUGAUUUUUGAAAUUUCAUUCAGAAUGAACCAUUGCUGAGAAUUGCCAGUUCGCAACACUACCGUCUUUCUCCUUCUUCUAUCCACCAAUCGUUACUUCCCUUUGCUCAGUUUUCUAACUCUUACCCUACUCCUCCACCAUUUUAUCAAUCCACUAGUAACCAUCGUCCAACUUACAUUUAUCUCCCACGACCACGUAGAUUUCUUUUGACUAAUCAAUUAAUUUAGUAUUUGUCUAGGCAGCGAGUAAACUAUUUGAUGUGCUAACAAAUAAAUGUUAGUUAGUUUUCCUCAUACCAUUUCGAUAAAUUCAAAUAAAAGUAGGAUAUCAAAUUUUGCAUUAACUUAACUUUCAAUACAAUUUUAAGGCAUAGCUUAUUAAGAAUAUAAUUGAAAAAAUUUCCCUAAUUGUCCCCCGAAUGCUCUCAGUUAUUAUUUUCUUGUCCCACAUGCUCGUUGUGUUGUGAUUACAGAAGCGAACGUUCUCAAAACGUCCACAAGCCUUCUCGCGUGUUCGCCAAAUGCCAAUUCCAUCCGGUGUGACACAGCAGCGUCAAUGGGUCCCACAGCGACCGCAGCCGCAGUCGGUGUUUCAACAAGCGACGUUUGGUCAAUGGGUUUGGGAUCCUGUGUCACAGCGAUGGGUCUGGUCACGAAGGAUCAGGAAACAUCAGCCAGAACCGGUGCAUCGACGACGAUACAAGCAUUAGAUGUUCGGGGUUUUUUAUGUUUGUGUUGGAUGAUCCAUCAAUCCUCUUCUACAUUUCUUUCUCUAUAUGUACUUUUCUCGUAAUGGGAAACUGAUAAUUGUGUAUGGGAAUGUCUGGAUAGAGGUUUUUAUGUUGUCCUAUAUGGGUUUUUUGUAAUGUGAAAUUGAGCAUUCAACACAUUGUUGCACGUUUUUUUUUGGUAUUUUCACGAACUUCUACUUUUAAAAAUCACUAUUCUAAAGACUAAUUACUAGGUUUUAAAAGUUUUUGGAAUGAACAAGUUGAAUCUUGGUAUAAUUAGCACUAUAGGAAAAACCACUAGCCAGACAUUUCUUGUAAAUAUUCGUAAUUAGUCCAUUGUGUUCUCUCGGUUUUCCCCGUUUCAAAAUCUCUGGUGCUCACUUUCUCAUCUCCCGAUAAUGUUUUCUUUUUGUUUGAAUCAUCCCUCCCGGUGCCUUCUUUUUCACAAUGUCUGUAUCAAAUUGAACUCGAUAUUAUUUAAUUUACCACCAUCUCCUCACGGUCAUCUUUGUUUCAGGUGUUGGGUCUUUUUUUCUGCAUUUUUCCUUGUGAAUUUCAGUCUUUCCAUGUUUAUAUUCCAUUCCUUAUACUCUUCAUUCUCAUUCUGUUGCCUCCUUUUCCCGGUCAAUCAUUCAUGCAUUCAUCACAAACCUUCAAAAGUGCGGGAUUUCCUUUUGUUUUUAUUUUAUGUUUUAAACUGGAAAAUUGCAUAAUUUUCUCAUUGAAAUAAGAAGAAU
This is a messenger RNA of Caenorhabditis elegans, 4547 nucleotides long. RefSeq names its product Endoprotease bli-4 (gene bli-4). NCBI's taxonomy places the organism in Eukaryota, Metazoa, Nematoda, Chromadorea, Rhabditida, Rhabditidae. The record is from RefSeq and is marked reviewed. The transcript has 12 exons. Gene Ontology annotation, cellular component: membrane. Gene Ontology annotation, molecular function: serine-type peptidase activity; serine-type endopeptidase activity. Gene Ontology annotation, biological process: positive regulation of synaptic assembly at neuromuscular junction; proteolysis. The coding region runs from base 166 to 2166 and encodes 666 amino acids.